Penicillium oxalicum is the source of this 246-nucleotide messenger RNA. Its product is annotated as DPY30/SDC1 family protein. The record is from RefSeq and is a predicted model, not a curated record. NCBI's taxonomy places the organism in Eukaryota, Fungi, Ascomycota, Eurotiomycetes, Eurotiales, Aspergillaceae. Bases 1 to 246 code for a protein of 81 amino acids. The transcript is spliced from 2 exons.
AUGGCCGACACGAACGGAGGCGCCAAUCUGCCAUCACUAGACCUCUCCAGCGGCGUCGCACCGCAAGUUCGACCUGGAGGUGCCCCGGCCCGUGUAUACCUCAACGAGAAGAUCGUUCCAUACCUGCUUGAGGGUAUGAAGACUGUCACAAGGGACCAGCCACCCAAUCCAUUGCAAGUGUUGGGGGAAUUCUUGAUCCAGAAGAGCAAGGAAGUUGAAGGCGAGACCAAGAAAGAUUCAGAGUGA